This is a messenger RNA of Erpetoichthys calabaricus (reedfish), 2479 nucleotides long. RefSeq names its product methionine adenosyltransferase II, alpha b (gene mat2ab). Gene Ontology annotation, biological process: S-adenosylmethionine biosynthetic process. The coding region runs from base 122 to 1312 and encodes 396 amino acids. Gene Ontology annotation, molecular function: ATP binding; methionine adenosyltransferase activity. The transcript has 9 exons. The record is from RefSeq and is a predicted model, not a curated record. Lineage: Eukaryota; Metazoa; Chordata; Cladistia; Polypteriformes; Polypteridae. Gene Ontology annotation, cellular component: cytosol; methionine adenosyltransferase complex.
CUAGAAGUCAUUCAGCAGCCGGACCUGCGAGUAAGAAGGACCAUAUAAAAGCGCAGCACAACAGGCUGAUCAUUAAUAAAUUUAAAUAAUUCUUGCUACCAAUAAAACAUACAAUUCAAAAAUGAUGAACGGACAGAUUAAUGGUUUCCACAACUCCCUUAUCGAGGAGGACACCUUUCUCUUCACUUCUGAAUCUGUGGGAGAAGGUCACCCUGAUAAAAUUUGUGAUCAGAUCAGUGAUGCUGUGUUGGAUGCCCAUCUGAAACAGGAUCCGGAUGCCAAAGUUGCCUGUGAAACUGUUGCAAAGACUGGUAUGAUACUUUUGGCUGGUGAAAUCACAUCAAGGGCAAAUGUUGAUUACCAGAAAGUGGUUCGUGAAACCAUUAAACACAUUGGUUAUGAUGAUUCUUCUAAAGGUUUUGACUACAAAACAUGCAAUGUGCUUGUUGCUCUCGAACAGCAGUCUCCAGAUAUUGCACAAGGUGUGCAUUUGGACAGAAAUGAGGAAGAUGUAGGAGCAGGAGAUCAGGGUUUGAUGUUUGGUUAUGCUACAGAUGAGACUGAAGAGUGUAUGCCCCUUACUAUAGUACUUGCUCAUAAACUAAAUGCAAAAAUGGCUGAACUACGUCGAAAUGGAGUUCUUCCCUGGUUGCGACCAGACUCUAAGACGCAGGUUACUGUGCAGUAUCGUCAAGACCGUGGUGCUGUCCUUCCUAUCCGUGUCCACACUAUUGUGAUUUCAGUGCAGCAUGAUGAAGAUGUGUGCCUGGAUGAAAUGAGAGAUGCAUUGAAAGAAAAGGUCAUCAAGGCUGUAGUUCCAUCUGUGUACUUGGAUGAGGAUACAAUUUAUCAUUUGCAGCCCAGUGGCCGUUUUGUCAUUGGUGGGCCUCAGGGAGAUGCUGGCCUUACAGGGCGUAAAAUAAUUGUAGACACCUAUGGAGGGUGGGGAGCACAUGGGGGUGGUGCUUUCUCUGGCAAGGACUACACCAAGGUGGACAGAUCUGCUGCAUAUGCUGCUCGCUGGGUUGCCAAAUCUUUGGUGAAGGCAGGUCUCUGCAAGAGAGUUCUAGUGCAGGUUUCCUAUGCCAUUGGAGUCUCCCAUCCUCUUUCUAUCUCCAUUUUUCAUUAUGGGACAUCACAGAAGAGUGAGAAGGAACUAUUGGACAUAGUCAAGAAAAACUUUGACCUCCGGCCAGGGGUCAUUGUCAGGGAGCUGGACCUGAAGAAACCAAUUUACCAGAGGACCGCUGCCUAUGGCCAUUUUGGUAGGGAUUCCUUCCCUUGGGAGGUACCCAAAAAGCUGAAAUACUAAACAUGUCAAGCUUUUUUUCCUCGGGCCUGCUGGUGUAUAUUACAGAGAAGCCUUCCAGGCCCAAGGGGAAAAGGCUCCUUUCUCCCUGCAUUCUAGUUCCUGUCCCAAUUCUCAUCUUCAAAUGAAUGAAUUGAAGUAACCCUUCUUUUCUUCCUUUUCCACACUCCCUACAUUCAGUUCUGAAGCACUCCAUACAAUUUGCUUAACACUUAGCUUGUGUGAAUGGGACCAUCUUUCCCCCACCUCAAGAGGUUAGUCUUUUCUAAAGUUAGCCACACUUAGCAGGGUGGAUGGAUCUGUGUCUGUUUUGAUAAAGAAACUUCAAAAAGAAAUCUCUAGGCAAUGUAAGUAAUUUCACAUGCAGGGUGGAUUUGUUAAAUUUUUCUAUUUCUCUUCUGCCUUUUCUGUGUUGGAAUGAUACUAUAAAUUACCUUUUUACUGGUGCUUUCAAGUUCAUUAAGGCACACUCUACGGCAAUGAACAAAUCUGUAGCCUUGCCUUUCUGGGUGCCAGAAACUUUUCAACCUAAAUUUGUCUGCAGUUUUAGUGGUAUUUUGCUUCAACCUAAUGUGUAUUCUUCAGUUAAGGAACUUAACUGUUGUUGGUGCUAGUUUCUUCAUCUCUGGGUGAUCCAGUCUAGAUCAGACACUUUAAUUUGGAGACAGGUGGAUCAGGUUUUCUGCAAUUUCCAUAACUUGUCAUUAGAGUUGGACAGAGUGUCACUUAAUUCUUGGCAGAAACCAUUUUUGUAUGUGGUGUGCUAUGGCCAUUUCCAAAUUUUGCCCCCUCUUCUCCAAUAGCUUUUGAGUGAGUGCUUAUCAUUUACUUGGCUCAUUCAACAGUCUUAAAAUGUAUGAAUCCGUUUCUACAACCCCUUUCUUUCGUUUGUUGCCAGAGGGUGAAUGUAAUGGCACAGUAUUUGAUUGGGUUUAUUUUUAUCUUUUUAAAGAAAAGCAGCUAUGCAUCAUAGUUGUAGCACUAGCCACACCUCUUUUUUAAUUUUUAUUAGACAAUUUCCAAAGCAGGCUAUUGGCUGCAUUUUUUUGGCUUAAUUUAACCAAGUCAGAAGGUUGCCACCUAAGGGUCUGUAGGUUGCACACUGGUACUUUUAAGUUUUACUUUCUUGGCUUUCACAAACUGCACAAGUCAACCCCCAUAUGGUGUUGU